Messenger RNA from Sitodiplosis mosellana (orange wheat blossom midge), 2306 nucleotides. It is a transcript of the gene RasGAP1, whose product is annotated as GTPase-activating protein. Gene Ontology annotation, biological process: regulation of GTPase activity; intracellular signal transduction. Lineage: Eukaryota; Metazoa; Arthropoda; Insecta; Diptera; Cecidomyiidae. The record is from RefSeq and is a predicted model, not a curated record.
CACAGCCAAUACACAGAAAACAGCUUGAAUACUAUGCAUGUUUCAUUAUUUUAAAAGAGACACCAUAUCCAACGGAUCAUCGCAUCGUAUCGUGUGCAACCUCCGUCGAAAUCGCCGCAUGGCGACCGCACGCAAGUUCAAACAUACACAUAUAUAUUAUUAUUGUAUUGGUAGUCAUUCACAAAUUACCCAUACAUUGAACGGUCUUUGUACGGUACGAGAGCCGCAUUGCCCACCAGCGUCUCACACAAAUACAAGCAUAUCAACAACCUCAAAAGAAAUCCAAAAUAUUUCGCUUAGAAGCCAGAAUUAAAAAAGGUAGUCUACUAGUGAUGGAUUCAAUAUGGCGGAUGAUACACGCAAAGUUCGUGUGGAAGAACAAUUAAAAGUAAAACUUGGCGAAGCCAAGAAUUUACAAGGCCGAAACAACUGCACAAAUGGCUCGAGUGCCGCUUAUCGCGACGUUUAUUGCACAGUCGCCCUGGACCAAGAAGAAAUUACACGAACUCCAACAAUUGAAAGAACGUUAAAUCCAUUUUUCGGUGAAGAAUAUCAAUUUGAAAUACCACGAAAAUUUCGAUAUUUGGCAGUAUAUAUAUGGGAUCGAGACAAACACUUGAAACAGGACAAAGCUAUUGGUAAAAUUGCAAUAAAACGAGAAGAACUUUAUUCGUACAAUCACAAGGACCACUGGUUUGCCUUGCAACACGUCGAUGCGGACUCAGAAGUGCAGGGUAUGGCACAUAUCUUACUGUCAAUUGAUGAAGGAAUUGGCAAUCUGAAACGUAGAUCCGAUUUUGAUGACUCAUUUUCACUAAAUGCAAAAACAACGGUAAAUUCGAUAAAUAAUUUAAAUGACUUGGCUGGUGCCGGAUCUACAUCAUCAUCAGUAUUCAAUAAAAAUGAAAAUAGUAGUGAGUUUAAAGAGAAUAAAACAACGGAUGGAAAUUCUCAAGAAUGCAAUGAAAAUAUUAAAACAACAACAACAUGCACAACCGUAUCGUGUGUGACAUCUGUUCGAAACCAAUCAGGUGGAAAUAGUGGAUGCAGUAGUACACUAAGUAAAACAAGAAGCCUUUUCGGAAAUACUGAUAUUAGUUUAUUUGGUUCACAGAGCAAAAAACCUAGCUCGAGUACACUGGACACAUUAGGGCCAUUUCGAAAUGGUGUAAAAAGUCGUGUUACUUUACGUGUAGUGGAGUGUUUGGAAUUAGCUAAAAAAAAUGGCAAUUGUGAUCCAUACGUAGUGGUCACAGCAAUUUAUGCAAAUAAGAGAAAAAUUGUCAAACGAUCGAAAUCUCGGAAAAAAACGAUAAAUCCAAAGUUUGAUGAAACGAUGAAUUUUGAUUUAAGCAUCGAUUGUGACAGUAAAUCUAUGAUGGGUAAUAAUGUGUAUACUGUGGCCCCAUUGGACGGUGCCGAUUUGUUCGAACUGAGUAUUACCGCUUGGCAUGACGUUGGAAUGGGCGAAGACGUGUUUUUAGGCGAAAUUAAAAUUCCAAUGCAUGGGAAGCAGCAACAAAAUGCAAUAAAACAAGAUGCGUGGUACUACUUUCAACCACGGGCCACACUUGCUAGACCUACACGUUCCUGCGCUACCCCACCAGGCACAAGACUUAGCAGCGACAAUUCACUUGGCUCUUUGCGUCUAAAGUUGGUCUAUACAGCUGACCAUGUUUUUCCUCUUGCAACUUAUGACAAUCUAUUGAAUUUACUUAUCCAAAGUUUAGAUCAACAAAUAACUCUGUCACCGGUCUACAUUCUCGGUGAACUUGUGUCAAACAAAACAGAAAUCGCACAGCCUCUAGUUCGCUUAUUCACCCAUGAAAAUCUAAUUUCACCUAUUAUCAAGGCGCUCGCUGAUCAUGAAAUCUCCAAACUAACGGACCCAACCACAAUUUUUCGUGGCAAUACACUUGUCUCAAAAAUGAUGGACGAAGCUAUGAGACUGUCAGGAUUACAUUACCUGCAUAGCACACUACGUCCGAUUGUUGAUGCUAUUUUAGCUGAAAAGAAACCAUGUGAAAUCGAUCCAAUGCGCGUCAAAGAUAAAUCAAUGGUUGAGAAUAACUUAAUCCAUUUGCAAGAGUAUGUAGAACGAGUAUUUGAGGCUAUAAUAAAUAGUGCAGUACGCUGUCCCCCGGUUUUAUGCCAAAUUUUCCAUGAUCUCAGAGAGUGUGCGGCCAAAUAUUUUCCACAUAACAAAGAAGUGCGAUAUUCCGUCGUGUCUGGGUUUAUAUUUUUACGCUUCUUUGCUCCAGCGAUACUUGGACCAAAAUUAUUUGAUCUUACGACUGAGCCAUUGG